AUGCUGAAGCGACGGAGCCCCUGGCUGUGGCCCUCGCCCGCCAUCCUCAGAUACCUCGCCAUCGCCUUCCUGCUGCUCUUCGCCCUCGCAAGCAUGGCCCUCUGGCACGACACCAAGUUCUGGGACACGCCCGCCCUGCGCAAGAUCCCUGGCGGGCACAACCACCCCAUCAUGAAACUCAUGGUGGAGGCGAGGACGCGCCACGAGGCCAUGCUCAGCACCCGCAGCUCCGACCUCGACACGGCCGCCGCCAGGUACCGCGCCAGGAGGGGGAGACAUCCGCCCCCGGGCUUCGAUGCCUGGUUCAAGGCCGCCAUCGACGCCAAGGCCGUUGUCGUCGAGGACUACUUUGACAGGAUAUACAGGGACCUGACUCCCUACUGGGCCCUCGACCCCGACACACUCAAGAGGCGCGCCAGCUACUGGCAUUUUGUCGUCAAGGUCCGAGACGGAAAGGCCUCCCCGCAGGGCGACGUGGGAAAACUAGUGCCCUGGCUGCAGCUAUGGACAGACUUGGUGAAAGAGUUUGCCGCCCAUCUCCCAGACGUCGAUAUGCCUGUCAACUACAUGGACGAAUCUCGCCUGGUCGUGCCCUUUGACGCCGUUGCAAAGUUGGGCCUAAAGGACGUUGACGAGGCCGAUCCCAAGCCCAGCCCGUAUGACCCCAAGUGGCACGGCCCCGGCGAGCAGUAUUGGAACCUGGCCGUUCAAGGCUGCGGCCCAGACACGCCGGCAUAUAGAGUCAAACAGGUCGAGCAUUUCUCCGGCCCGGCCGAGUAUCCGCAAAACUACCGGCCAAGCUACGCAUACAAAGGCUUCGUUCACAAUUGGACCGCAGCCAUGGAUCCGUGUCUGCAGCCGCACAUUCGACAGCUUCACGGCACCUUCAUCGAGCCAAUCAGUCAAUCGACCUCGGAGGAGCUCAUCCCUCUAUUCGGCGGCUCCAAGCUGCCCAUGAACAACGAAAUCCUCAUCCCCGGCGCCAUGUACCUCAGCAAGAUGGAGUUCUACUCGGGCGGGGAGAGUCACGGACCGCCGUGGACGCGCAAGAAAAACGGGCUCGUCUGGCGUGGCGACGGGUCGGGUGGCCGUCCCAAGCCUCAUACCUGGCAUCACUUCCAGCGCCACCGUCUGGUCGAUAUGCUCAACGGCACCUCGGUCGCUCGCGUCGAGGCCCAAGGGACUCGGGCAAUGACCUUUGAGCUCCCGUCGCGAGAUGUAUACCCGAGACGUCGCACUCGGGACGGACAGCUGGGCCCCUGGCUGAGUACCUUUGCUGAUGCCGCCUUUAUCCACCUCUGCUCGCCCCCCGACCACUGUAGGUUCUUCAACGACACCUUUCACGCAGUCAAGAAAAUGCCCAUGAAAAAGCAAUACCGCUACAAGUUCCUGCCCGAUGUCGACGGCAACUCCUUUAGCGCGCGAUUCCGCGGCUUCCUCCGGUCUACCAGCCUGCCGCUUAAAGCCACCAUCUACGCCGAGUGGCAUGAUGACCGCCUUGUCCCCUGGCUGCAUUUUGUGCCGCUCGACAACACCUUCCAAGACCUCUAUCCCGUGCUCGAGUUCUUCGCCGACGGCAACGGGCCAGGGGACGUGGCGGCGCGCCUGAUCGCCGAGCGCGGCAAGGAAUGGGCUGAGACAGUACUGCGAAGGGACGAUAUGCGUCUAUACGUGUGGCGCCUGCUGCUCGAAUGGGCGAGAGUGUGCGAUGAGAAUCGUCAUACGCUUGGUUUUGUUGACGACUUGAAGGACAAGUGA
Molecule: messenger RNA, 1758 nt
Organism: Hirsutella rhossiliensis
Lineage: Eukaryota; Fungi; Ascomycota; Sordariomycetes; Hypocreales; Ophiocordycipitaceae
Product: glycosyl transferase family 90 domain-containing protein
Exons: 2
Coding region: 1-1758 (585 amino acids)
Source: RefSeq, a predicted model, not a curated record